ACAAAAAAUGUUUUUUUCAUAUUCUUAGAUAAUUUUGAUUUCAAGGAAAAUUAUAAAACAUAAGUGAAGUUUUUAAUAAAAUUAAGCAAAAUCUAAUCAAAAAUAUAUUUUGCUACAGGCAAAUUCAUGUAGCCUGAUAUUGUAAGUAGCAACGGGAGUGUGAGCGUUCGAGUAAACAAAGAAAAGCUGAACGGUCGGUCUAUAAAUCUCAGGAACAAUGUUUUAUCGUAGAUUUCUUAAAUCAGUGCUGUUUGGCAUACCUAUAGGUGUAACAUUUUUAGACUGUGUGGGAUAUGUAGCCAGGGUAGAUGGCAUAUCAAUGCAACCGGCAUUAAAUCCAGAUGCUACUCAGACUGAUUAUGUGUUCCUAUCGCGUUGGGCGGUGCGCAGUAAUAAUGUACAGCGUGGUGAUAUUGUUUCAUUAAUAUCGCCCAAAGAUCCCUCACAGAAAAUCAUUAAACGUGUUGUGGGCCUGCAAGGCGAUGUAGUAUCCACAUUGGGUUACAAACAGGAAAUUGUCAGAAUACCCGAAGGUCAUUGUUGGGUAGAGGGAGAUCAUACAGGUCACUCUUUAGACUCAAAUACAUUUGGACCUGUAGCUUUAGGUCUUAUGACGGCCAGAGCCGCUUUUAUUGUUUGGCCUCCUGAAAGAUGGCGCUCUUUACCAACAGAAUUGCCCGGGAAAAGAAUACCCAUACAUACCGCCAAAUCUACGAAUUAUCAUUAAGAAAACUUGCCUAACUAAUAUAGUGGAAAAAUGGAGCAGGAUACCGAUGAGCCAGCAUGUUUGUGUUUUAUUUUUCAUUUAAUGUUCACUUUAAUAAAAAGUGUCUAUUUUGUAAAUAGUUUGAUGGACAUCGUAUACGUACUAACAAAAAUCAAAGUUUUCGAAAACUUACCAAGUUUUGGAUUUGAAAAUUGAUAAGUUUUGUUUAAAUAAUUGGCACUUUCUAAUUAGUUUAUAAAAUAUAGUUCAAAAAUAAAUUUUAAUAGAUCAA
This is a messenger RNA of Calliphora vicina (urban bluebottle blowfly), 998 nucleotides long. Its product is annotated as mitochondrial inner membrane protease subunit 2. The transcript has 2 exons. The record is from RefSeq and is a predicted model, not a curated record. Gene Ontology annotation, molecular function: serine-type endopeptidase activity. Lineage: Eukaryota; Metazoa; Arthropoda; Insecta; Diptera; Calliphoridae. The coding region runs from base 218 to 727 and encodes 169 amino acids. Gene Ontology annotation, cellular component: mitochondrial inner membrane peptidase complex; membrane.